Messenger RNA from Tyto alba (common barn owl), 2365 nucleotides. RefSeq names its product cyclic GMP-AMP synthase (gene CGAS). Gene Ontology annotation, molecular function: double-stranded DNA binding; chromatin binding; 2',3'-cyclic GMP-AMP synthase activity. Gene Ontology annotation, cellular component: nucleus; cytosol; site of double-strand break. NCBI's taxonomy places the organism in Eukaryota, Metazoa, Chordata, Aves, Strigiformes, Tytonidae. The record is from RefSeq and is a predicted model, not a curated record. Gene Ontology annotation, biological process: DNA damage response; cellular response to exogenous dsRNA; paracrine signaling. Bases 128 to 1051 code for a protein of 307 amino acids. The transcript is spliced from 6 exons.
CCAGGUCGUCUCGCACCUGAUCCAGGCCAUCCGGAGCCAGGACGGCGGGUUCAGCUCCAUCGAGCGGCUGGGCACCGGCAGCUACUACGAGCACGUCAAGAUAUCGGAACCAAAUGAGUUUGACAUCAUGCUUGUAUUGCCUAUUGCAAGACUUCAGCUAGAUGAAUGCGAUGACACUGGAGCCUAUUACUAUCUAACAUUCAAAAGAAGUCCAAAAGAAAAGUAUUUGUUGAAGUUUUUAGAUGAAGAUAAAAAAUUAUCAGCCUUUAAAAUGCUUGAAGCACUAAGAGAAAUUAUUAAACGAGAAGUAAAAAACAUUAAAAAUGUGGAAGUGACUGUGAAAAGGAAAAAGGCUGGAAGCCCUGCAAUAACUCUUCUGAUCAAAAAUCCUCCAGUAGAAAUAUCAGUGGACAUCAUCUUGACUUUGGAAGUUCAGCAGAGCUGGCCACCCAGCACCCAGGAUGGCCUCAAAAUUGAAGAGUGGCUGGGAAGAAAAGUCAGGACAAAACCACUGUCACACCUAGCCUACAUUAGUUUGCAGAAACAUCCCAACUCAUCAUUGUGUUACGAAAACCAGUUUCAGCAAAAAGAGUUCAGACAAUCUGGAAACACCUGGCGACUCUCUUUCUCACAUAUUGAGAAGGCCAUGUUGAACAACCACGGCAACUCAAAGACCUGUUGUGAAUCUGAUGGACCCAAGUGCUGUAGGAAAGGUUGUCUUAAGCUUCUGAAGUAUCUUCUAGAGCAACUUAAAAUGAAAUAUACAAAAGAAUUGGAAAAGUUCUGUUCAUAUCAUGUCAAAACUGCUUUUUUCCACUCAUGUGUCAUGUGGCCAAAUGACACAGACUGGCAUUUGGGAGACCUGGAUCAUUGCUUUCAGAAAUAUCUGGGAUACUUUCUGGAUUGCCUGCAGAAGUCUCACCUGCCACACUUUUUUAUUCCCAAAUACAACUUGCUCAGCCUGGAAGAUAAAGCGAGCAGUAAUUUCCUUUCAAGACAAAUAAACAAUCAAUUGAACAACGGAUUCCCAAUAUUUCAGGAAAGGUAUUAAGAACAUUGUUUACAGUAACUAUCUAAUUGUUUUUUAGACUUGCAUAUUUAAAACCAGGAGUUCUGCACUUUAAGUUACUCCUCAGCAGUCGGGUACUACAAAAAACCAAAACAAAAUCAAGAACACUACGAGAAAAUUGCAUACUUCAGUCAUACUGCUUAGUCAUAUCUCUUAAAAGAAAUAGGAUAAGUAAUAUUUAUCUUCCCUAUCCAAAUGUAGAUGUCACCUGCAAAGUAUCUUCAAGGUAUACUAGAACGUGUAGGAAGAAUUUGCAGUAGUUUAUUUCCCACAUGUAGUUUCUGUGAUUCCAAAUACAAAGGCAUCAAUGACUGGGUAAAGCGAAAAAUGACAAAUUUAUUUAAAAUGAAGAUCCACUGCAGAAUAUCCAAAAUACACUUGCUUUCAAAAGAAAAAAAAGUCACUGCAGUCGCUUUGACAUAAACCAGAACAACUUCUCCAGAUCAACUGUGUGGAUGAAGACCUUUUGCAGAGGACAACUGCCAGCAGUAACCAGAGAAAGAAUAUGGUAUCAAAACAAUAUGAAGUUCCUGAGGUAACUUAUCUUUCCUGAGUCUUCAGCACUGCUUUGGAAAUUAGUGUUUUCACUGGACUUUAGGUAAUGAUUGCUUUCUGUCCAAUGUGCUGCAACAGUAAAAGUUACUGUCAAUAAGCAUUUGUGUGACAAAUCUUGAAGAAAGAAAUGUAUCUUCAACCCGUAGCAAGGAGGAACAGUCUCCCUGUGAAAGGUUAUCAAAACAAAAAUGCAGCAUGAAUGCGAUAUUCUCUGAAUCAGAAUUCAGCUCAAUUUUUCUUAUGUUGAAGAAUAUGUGUGUUAGGAAAAAAGAAUAAUUACAUUUCCUACUACUUAACUUGUGCAGGUGAUAAAUACACAGCAUUUGGACCUGCUGUGCUGUAAGUAAAUACAUCCUUUUCUUAAGGAAGCCGUGGGAAGUCCAAAUUUUUAGCCUACUUUUUGAAGGCAAAAUAACCUACUGACUUAAAUAACGCCCAGAUUUCACCUCAAUUAUGAGCAAAUAAAAAAAGACGGAAGAUCAGAAGAACAUUUAGAGAAUGAUUUUACUAAAAUAUUCUUAUCUCACUAGAUUCAGUUUAUUAAUUUUUUAUUUACUCAUAUGACAUGUGAGUAAACAAGUUCAGACUAGGCAUCAAAUGAACAGCUCCUUCCCAUAUAACUUCCUAAGAGUGAAAACAUACCCCAUUGUCAUUAGGAUUCUGUGUGACAGAACCUGAUAUCCAAAUGUAAAAUCUGCAUCAACUUUUUCUGGAAGAAAUAAAAACUGACCUUCAAAUGUA